Molecule: messenger RNA, 6918 nt
Organism: Camellia sinensis
Lineage: Eukaryota; Viridiplantae; Streptophyta; Magnoliopsida; Ericales; Theaceae
Gene: RGD3
Product: ROOT GROWTH DEFECTIVE 3
Molecular function (GO): ATP hydrolysis activity; DNA binding; ATP binding
Source: RefSeq, a predicted model, not a curated record
ACAACCUUGUAUUGCCCGUUAUAUACAGCAACGCAGUGGAAGCCUAGGGUUUGUGAUUGGAAGUCAAAAGUUUGCAUUUUUGUUAGCUCAAUUCGCUCGCAUUUUUCAUGAAACGAUUGUUCAUCCCCGAGGAAUUUUUGGCUUAAUCGAGGAUCGAUCAACGAUAUAAUCUUCAACUCGUUGCUUUGCAUGUGGACCACAUACUGGUGAUAUGCACACACUUGAAAUGGAACAAAAUGCUGCUUUUCUUGUUUGAAACUGUUUUGUUCGAAUGAGAGAGGCUGUUGCGGCUCCAGCUCCCACCACAUCUUUGGAAAAGGCGUUAUGGCUCAGCAAUCAUCUCGUCUUAAUCGUCUCCUUACUCUGUUGGACACUGGUUCAACCCAAGCAACAAGAUUUACAGCAGCCCGGCAGAUAGGGGAUAUUGCAAAAUCACAUCCGCAAGACCUGAGCUCUCUAUUAAGUAAAGUUUCUCAGUAUCUCCGCAGUAAAAACUGGGAUACAAGGGUUGCUGCGGCUCAUGCUAUUGGGGCUAUUGCAGGGAAUGUUAAGCAUACAACAUUGACUGAACUAUAUAGUUGUGUUGAGACAAAGAUGUCAGAGGCUGGAAUUUCUGGUAUUGUGGAAGAUGUGGUGGCAUGGCCUAACUUUGAUUCUAAAAUUGUAGUAAGCAGUUCGUUUAGAAGCUUUGAUAUUAACAAGGUUUUGGAAUUUGGUGCUUUAUUGGCUUCUGGGGGACAGGAGUACGAUAUUGCAAGUGAUAACAUGAAGAACCCAAGGGAGCGUUUGGCUCGUCAAAAGCAAAAUCUCCGACGCCGAUUGGGUUUGGAUAUGUGUGAGCAGUUCAUGGAUGUCAAUGACAUGAUUAGAGAUGAAGAUCUUAUUGAGCACAAAUUUAACUCCCAUGGGAAUGGGGUACCCCAUCAAUUUUAUACUCAACAUUCUGUACACAAUGUCCGGCAACUAGUUUCAAAUAUGGUACCCAGUUACAAAUCUAGAAGGCCUAGUGCUAGGGAACUGAAUCUUUUAAAACGAAAAGCAAAAAUAAGUUCGAAAGAUCAAACAAAAGGUUGGUCUAAGGAUGGAGAUGUGGAGGUAACAUAUUGUCAAGAUAUGAUGUCGCCAAAGGGCUUUUGUCCGGAUUCAUCAAUCUCUAAUAAGCCAUUUUCGGAUCCUAUUCCUGAUGAAGACAACUUUGAGCAUGAUGGAGAUGGAGGUUGGCCUUUCCAUAAUUUUGUCGAACAACUCAUUGUUGAUAUGUUUGAUCCUGUUUGGGAGGUUCGCCAUGGUAGUGUCAUGGCUCUAAGAGAAAUUUUAACCCAUCAGGGUGCUUGUGCUGGAGUUUAUAUGCUUGACCUGAGUUCUGAUGAUCCAUUUUCUGAAACAAAAGAUAAAGGUCUUGAAGUGACAGUGAAGAGAGAAAGAGAAAUUGAUUUGAAUAUGCAAGUGCCAGCAGAUGAGAUUGAGCCAAACCAGAAGAGGCUGAAGGUUGAAGAUUCAUCGUCUCCAUUAACGGUUACAAGUACAAUAAUCUCUGCCAGUGGGGAUGAUAAGUUUGAUGCCUGUGUAAAGGUUGAAGAUAGUGAAAGGAAUUUGUCUGCUGCACCAACUAAUGGUGAACUUAAUUUUAGUUCUGUUAAGAUAGAGCCUCAAUCAUGCAUUGAUGGUCAUGAAGAUCCGGAUAUGGCUGAUGCAAAGGGUUCCUGUGAAGAUAAUUGUUCAAUGGGGAAGAUGAAUACACUGAAAAGUCUUCCUGAAAAUUGUGUGCUGAUGAACUUGGUUAAAGUGACUAGGCAUUCUUGGCUUAAAAAUUGUGAAUUUCUUCAAGACUGCGCGAUUCGUUUCUUGUGUGUAUUGUCACUAGACCGUUUUGGAGACUAUGUCUCUGAUCAGGUUGUUGCUCCAAUACGAGAAACUUGUGCACAAGCAUUAGGUGCUGUCCUAAAGUACAUGCAUUCCUCAUUAGUUCAUGAGACAUUGAAUAUCUUGCUUCAAAUGCAGUGUAGACCAGAAUGGGAAGUUCGACAUGGGAGUCUUUUGGGUAUCAAAUAUUUGGUUGCUGUGCGACAGGAGAUGCUCGAUGAUUUGCUUGGCCAUGUUCUCCCUGCAUGCAAAGCAGGGCUGGAGGAUCCUGAUGAUGAUGAAGCGGUUGCUGCAGAUGCCCUAAUACCUACUGCUGCUGCUAUUGUUUCUCUGAAGGGUCAAACAUUGCAUUCUAUUGUUAUGCUACUCUGGGAUAUCUUGCUUGACCUGGAUGAUUUAAGUCCAUCAACUAGCAGUGUGAUGAAUUUGUUGGCAGAAAUCUAUUCUCAGGAAGAGAUGAUUCCUAAGAUGUCUGGAAUACUGCCAUCAAAAAUGAAACAGGAAUUUGAUCUAAAUGAACUUGUUGGUCUAGAUGAUCUUGGAGAAGGAACAAGUACUCAGGAAAAUCCCUAUAUGUUAUCAACAUUGGCACCACGGUUAUGGCCAUUUAUGAGGCAUAGUAUCACGUCAGUCCGUUAUUCAGCUAUUCGUACUUUGGAACGGCUUCUUGAAGCUGGAUACAAAAGGAACAUAGCUGAGUCCUCUUCGACUUCUUUUUGGCCUUCUUUUAUUUUGGGUGAUACACUUAGGAUUGUUUUUCAGAACUUGCUCCUAGAAUCAAAUGCUGAAAUAUUGCAAUGUUCAGAGAGGGUUUGGAGGCUCCUCCUUCAGUGCUCAGUGGAAGACUUGGAAGCUGCUGCCAAGUUGUAUAUUUCUUAUUGGUUAGAACUGGCAACUACUCCUUAUGGUUCACCCCUGGAUGCCACAAAAAUGUUUUGGCCUGUAGCUCUUCCUCGUAAAAGUCACUUUAAAGCAGCAGCUAAGAUGAGAGCCUUGAAGCUUGAGAGUGAUUCUUGUGUAAGUGUUGCUUCAGAUUAUGCGAAAGCUACCGUUUCACAGGAGAAAAACGGAGAUCCGUCCACCAAUCCGAUCAAGAUAAUUGUUGGUGCCGAUGUGGAAAUGUCCAUCUCUCAUACACGAGUAGUUACAGCAACAGCGUUGGGAACUUUCAUUUCUAAGUUGCUCGAGGGUUGUAUGCAAUAUGUAGUCGAUCCAUUGUGGAAGGCCCUUACCUCUUUAUCUGGAGUUCAGCGGCAGGUGGCUUCCAUGGUUCUUAUUUCUUGGUUCAAGGAGGUUAAAACCAAGCAACUUUCUGGAACCACAAGUUUUUUCCUCAGUUUUUCCAACAAUUUAAAGAACUGGUUGUUGGAUUUAUUAGGAUGCAGUGACCCUGCAUUCCCUACGAAAGAUUCCCUUCUUCCUUACACGGAACUUUCAAGGACAUAUGCUAAGAUGCGGAAUGAGGCUGGUCAAUUGUUUCGUGCUGUUGAAGCAUCUGGCAUGUUUAAUAGUUUGUUGUCAACUACCAAAAUUGACCUGGAAAGUGUGAGUGCAGAUGAUGCAAUGAGCUUUGCAUCAAGACUUCCACUGCUAAGUAAUGAUACUGCGAGUGAAGAAACUGUAGGAAGGAACAUUGUUGAUGAAUUAGAAUCAUUGAAACAAAGACUUUUGUCAACUGCAGGCUAUUUAAAAUGUGUCCAGGGUAAUUUGCAUGUUACGGUCUGUUCUUUAGUUGCUGCUGCUGUUAUUUGGAUGUCAGAGCUUCCUGCAAAGCUUAAUCCAAUUAUAUUACCUUUAAUGGCUUCUAUUAAAAGAGAGCAGGAGGAAAUUCUUCAAAAUAAGGCAGCUGAGGCACUUGCGGAGCUUAUUUCUCAUUGUAUUGCACGUAAGCCUAGUCCAAAUGACAAGCUAAUUAAGAAUCUGUGUAGUUUGACGUGCAUGGAUCCUUGUGAGACUCCACAAGCUGCAGUCUUGAGCUCCAUAGAAACUAUUGAGGAUCAAGAUCUCCUCUCCUUUGGGAGCAGUACCGGUAAGCAGAAGUCAAAGGUUCAUAUGCUAGCUUCUGGUGAGGACCGGUCAAGGGUUGAGGGCUUUAUUAGCAGACGAGGUUCUGAACUUGCACUGAAGCAUUUGUGCAAGAAGUUUGGUGCUUCAUUGUUUGAUAUGAUUCCUAAACUGUGGGAUUGUCUUACUGAAGUCCUCAAACCCGGUAGUCUUGAAGGGCUGACUUCAGAAGAUGAAAAGGAUAUUACUCAAGUCAUCGAAUCCAUUAAGGAUCCUCAGAUAUUGAUAAAUAAUAUCCAGGUUGUGCGUUCUGUUGCGCCUAUGCUGGAUGAGACAUUACGGCCAAAACUGCUCACACUUCUCCCAUGCAUUUUCAAAUGUAUUCGCCAUUCCCAUGUUGCUGUUAGGCUGGCUGCUUCAAGGUGUAUCGCAUCAAUGGCCAAGUCAAUGACAGUGAACGUGAUGGGUGCUGUAAUUGUAAAUGUCAUUCCUAUGUUAGGUGACAUGACGUCUGUAUAUGCCAGACAAGGAGCUGGCAUACUUGUUAGUCUUCUUGUUCAGGGCUUGGGCGUGGAGCUGGUCUCUUAUGCUCCGUUGUUAGUUGUACCACUGUUGAGGUGUAUGAGCGAUUGCGAUCAAUCUGUCAGACAGAGCGUAACACACAGUUUUGCUGCCCUCGUGCCUCUUCUUCCAUUAGCACGGGGAUUAUCUCCACCUAUAGACCUAAGUGACAGCUUAUCUAGCAGUAAAGAAGAUGCACAAUUUCUGGAGCAACUAGUUGACAACUCCCAUAUUGAUGAUUAUGAGCUCUCCACCGAAUUAAAAGUGAUUCUAAGGAGGUACCAACAGGAAGGUAUAAACUGGUUGGCUUUUUUGAAGCGUUUUAACCUCCAUGGAAUCUUAUGCGAUGAUAUGGGCCUUGGUAAAACACUUCAAGCAUCAGCAAUCUUGGCAUCUGACAUAGCAGAGCACCGUGCUGCAGAUGCUGGCAAGGAUCCUCCAUCAUCACUAAUUAUUUGCCCAUCAACGCUUGUUGGACACUGGGUCUAUGAGAUAGAGAAAUUCAUUGAUGCGUCUUUACUAACCACACUUCAAUAUGCUGGUUCAGCUCAAGAGCGAAUUUUACUUCGAAGUCAAUUUGAUAAGCAUAAUGUCAUUAUAACGUCAUAUGAUGUGGUCCGCAAAGACAUUGAUUAUCUUGGACAGCUUUUCUGGAACUAUUGUAUUUUAGAUGAGGGUCAUAUCAUCAAGAAUUCUAAGUCUAAAAUCACCUGUGCUGUGAAACAGUUGAAGGCCCAACACCGCCUCGUAUUGAGUGGAACACCAAUACAGAAUAAUGUCUUGGAUCUGUGGUCCCUAUUUGACUUUCUAAUGCCAGGAUUUCUUGGAACUGAGAGACAGUUCCAAGCCACUUAUGGAAAACCACUGCUGGCAGCUAGGGAUUCUAAAUGUUCAGCCAAGGAUGCCGAAGCAGGGGCACUUGCCAUGGAAGCAUUACACAAGCAGGUCAUGCCUUUUCUCCUCCGCCGAACAAAAGAUGAGGUCUUGUCUGAUCUGCCAGAGAAAAUUAUUCAGGAUAGAUAUUGUGACCUGAGUCCUGUCCAAUUAAAACUUUAUGAGCGGUUUUCUGGUUCACACAUGAGACAAGAAAUUUCAAGCAUGGUAAAGUCAAAUGAGCGAGAUACAGGAGAAAGUAGUGCUUCACCCAGAGCAUCUUCUCAUGUUUUCCAGGCGCUUCAAUACUUGCUGAAACUUUGUGGUCAUCCAUUGCUUGUCAUUGGGGAAAAGAUUCCCGAUUCAUUCUCAUGCGUUUUGUCAGAACUUUUCCCUGCCAAUUCUGACAUUAUUUCAGAACUCCAUAAACUCCACCACUCUCCAAAAUUAGUUGCUCUUCAGGAGAUUCUGGAAGAGUGUGGAAUAGGUGUUGAUGCCUCAUCUUCUGAAGGCUGUGUUAGUGUUGGCCAGCACAGAGUUUUGAUAUUUGCCCAACACAAAGCUUUUCUUGACAUAAUUGAAAGAGACCUGUUUCAUGGUCAUAUGAAGAGUGUCACAUAUUUGAGGCUUGAUGGAUCAGUUGAACCAGAAAAGCGUUUUGAUAUUGUAAAGGCUUUCAAUUCAGACCCUACUAUUGAUGUACUACUGCUCACUACACAUGUUGGUGGACUUGGUUUGAACCUAACGUCAGCUGACACCCUCGUUUUCAUGGAGCAUGACUGGAAUCCUAUGCGAGAUCAUCAGGCAAUGGAUAGAGCACACAGGCUAGGUCAGCGGAAAGUGGUGAAUGUACAUCGUCUCAUUAUGCGAGGAACCUUGGAGGAGAAAGUUAUGAGCCUCCAGAAAUUCAAAGUUUCUGUAGCUAAUUCUGUCAUCAAUGCAGAAAAUGCUAGUAUGAAAACAAUGAAUACAGAGCAGUUGCUUGAUCUGUUCACAUCAGCAGAAACUAAAAAGGCCACUGCUGCCUCGAAGGGUUCCGAUGGUAACUUCGAUGGAGAUACAAAAUCUGUUGGUACUGGGAAGGGAUUAAAAGCUAUCCUUGGUGGACUAGAGGAGCUUUGGGAUCAAUCACAGUACACUGAGGAAUACAAUCUGAGUCAUUUCUUAACCAAGUUAAAUGGGUGAACCCAAGCUGCACAUGUAGAAGAUGGCUUUUCAAUCAAUAACUGUAUGGCGAAGAAUACCAUACGAACCAGCUCUCCACAAAGCUUGAUGACUGAACCAUCAUUUCUGAUCAAGGAAAAAGAUGACUCAAACCGAGCUGCAGUGUGUACAAAAUGUAUAUUUUCCCAGCAAGAGCCCAAGAUUUUGAAUUUUUGACAAUUUAGUGUAGUUCUUUAUCCCUUUUCCUUUCUCCUUAAAUUUUGUUCCAUAUAUAUGCUUUAAUUAUAUUUUGUGGAGGCUAUACAAAAGGAUGGUUUGGACAGUUAAUACAGGAGUGAGCUGGCAUGGGACAAAACAUGGGUUGGAGGAAAAAAAAUUAGAAAUUGUAAAUUUCGGAUUAUGUAUAUACAUUCAGCUUCUAUUGAAUAAAGGUUAAAUCUUUGUUGCCCUAAA